CGAUUCCCGUCUCGUCUCUUGACCCUUUUUCUGUCUUCUCUUUGUCGUUCUGACAAGGAUCGAUAGGCAAUAAUGUGGGGGAAAAGAAAAGAUAGGAGAAACACGACCAGAAUCCAUGGUACAGAAAAGUAUCUAGAUGACGUGCACUGGUUACUAUUGAUCGCUAUUGAAAUCAUCAUCUGCUGGGUAUCCGCAAACAUCUUCCCCAUACCAUCAGGCACUGUAAAAAUAUCCAUAAUGAAGCUAUCCAUGUUACUCAAUACUCUGUACCUGAGUUAUGAUCGAAUCUACCAUGUCAUAUCUCGAAUGAUCUCUUUCUCGAUGCGGGGGACUCCUUGCUUUGAUCCUCCCUAUCCGCAACCAACAUCAUGGCCACCUCAGCGCGGCUGGCCAGUCUUUAACACUCCAGACAAUGAAUAUGCAGGCCAGCCGUUCGUCAAUCGGUAGAUGAACUCUAUCCUCUCUUUAGUCUUUGUCCAGUCAUUGCGAAUGAUGAAGUUACUUUAACUUUUCAUCCAUGUCUGUACCUAAACCAGGUACUGUCCUACAUACACAUAUCUUGAAAGAAGUACCUACUCGUAUACCAUGGAUACUAUCCAGGUUCAGCCAAAUACUCCAAAGUAAGGGAUCUAUCUCGAACAAAGAAGCCCAGUGAAGUGAAGCCCAACCAACUUAUUAAGAUAGAAGAGAGGGGCAGAUUUAUUGCAUCAUGCGGUUUUACUCUUAUUCACG
This is a messenger RNA of Aspergillus wentii DTO 134E9, 732 nucleotides long. RefSeq lists its product as uncharacterized. The coding region runs from base 73 to 447 and encodes 124 amino acids. The transcript has a single exon. The record is from RefSeq and is a predicted model, not a curated record. NCBI's taxonomy places the organism in Eukaryota, Fungi, Ascomycota, Eurotiomycetes, Eurotiales, Aspergillaceae.